AUUACUUCCACCAUGGUAGUAAUCAAACUUCAAUUUAAAAGAGAUCGCGUAACGGGUAACGGCUUGACGGUUGUAAGAGUCAUAAUUCAAUGUCAUCAGUGUCAUCUCUUUCAUGCAAGAGCGAGAAAUUAAACAAUUGGAUCUUAUCUCAAUUAAAAAAGUGAACUAGUACAUGUAAUAAUGAAGCCCGUACGUUCCAAAACUCCAGCUCGUAAACCAAUCGGUCAGCCGAAGGGAUCGAAUAUGAUGUCUAAGGAUCCCGUGCAUGUUUACUGCCGUCUACGACCCAUGCAAUCUCCAACAGAUGUAUCGUGUAUGAGAGUUACAUCUGAUACGACGGUAGUGAUAACGCCUCCGGAAUCAACGACCAACUUUCGUGCCGUAACUAAAGAGAUACAAACGACGUUCAGUCAUGUGUUUACAUCUGAUGUGACGCAAAAGGAGAUAUUUAAAACGGUCGCCCUUCCCCUGGUACAAAAUCUUAUCCAAGGAAAGAAUGGUCUCCUGUUUACAUAUGGUGUGACAGGUAGUGGCAAAACGUAUACGAUGACUGGAGAAUCCCAGGAUGUUGGUAUCAUGCCACGGUGCUUGGAUGUUCUUUUUAAUACUAUUGCCAAUUACCAAACGAAAAAGUUUGUCUUUAAGCCAGAUAAAUUAAAUGGUUUUGAUGUACAAGGUGAAGCUGAUGCUUUGCUAGAUAGGCAGCACGAACUUCAUGCAGGUCUGUCUGUACAAAGAAUUGGAAGACUCGGCAAAUACUGUAAGAUAGACAGUGAUGGAGAUAGUAAUCCAAUGGUAGCUCAUAACUGUAAUGAAUCGCAAAGUGUGGCAAUUGAAUCAGAUAAUGCUUACGCCGUAUUUGCCACAUAUGUUGAAAUAUACAACAACAAUGUAUAUGAUUUGUUGGAUGAAGAUGACAUCAGAACCAAGGCUCUACAGAGUAAAAUUGUUAGAGAAGAUGGAAAUAAAAAUAUGUAUGUACAUGCUGUCACAGAGGUUGAAGUAAAAAGUGCGGAGGAAGCUUUUGAGCUGUUCCAACGUGGACAACGGAAAAGACGCGUCGCGCACACGGCAUUAAACGCAGAGUCAAGUAGAUCGCAUAGCGUUUUUACCAUCAGACUUGUACAGGCGCCUUUAGAUUGCGAGGGGGAGCAUGUAAUGCAAGAUAAACGAGUCGUGUGUGUAAGUCAACUAUCUCUAGUAGACUUGGCGGGUAGCGAGCGAACGAAUCGCACUAAAAAUACUGGUCAACGUUUACGAGAAGCAGGAAAUAUUAAUAACUCUUUAAUGACUCUGCGAUCGUGUUUGGAAAUUUUGAGAGAGAAUCAGAAUCAAGGUACAAAUAAAAUGGUUCCCUAUCGAGACUCCAAGCUUACACAUUUAUUCAAAAACUAUUUUGAUGGGGAAGGACAGGUCAGGAUGAUAGUCUGUGUGAAUCCAAGAGCGGAUGAUUAUGACGAAACGAUUCAAGUGAUGAAAUUUGCGGAAAUGUCUCAAGAUGUGCAAAUUGCAAGGUCUAACCCUGUAAAAUUGGACCUUGGUUUCACUCCGGGCAGAAGACAAGCAAAUAAAAUAUUCAAGGAAGCAAGGAGUAAAUUGGAGAGAGGAGGCCGACCAGAAGCUGCUGAUUUGAACAUUGAUCUAGGCUUAGUAUACAGUUUGGGCGGACCAUUUCCUCAAUUGGAGACUGUUACCUCUGAUAAUGAUUAUAUAAUACAAUCUUUAAUACAAUUCUUAGAAAAACGCAUCAUUAAGCGCAACAUACUUCGCGCGGAUUUGCAAAACAAACAAGAGGACUUUAGACGGAUAUUAAUGGGAAUAGAGCAAGAAAAUGUAAAAUUAAAAAUUGAUGUAGCUUCGUCGAAAGCUGCAAAUACACAGCAACAAAAAAGGAUAUCGGCAUUAGAAGGAUACCUUUCCGGAGCAAACGAGCGAAUCUAUGAACUUGAUUGUAAAUUAAACAAUGCUAAUGAAACGGUGCGAAGUUUACAGCAAGAGGUAAAAGAUCGAGACUUGGCAUUAAAUCAACGUUUAAUAGAUAAGCAAAGAGUGAAGCAGAGAUACAAUACAAAGAUACAGGUCGAGACAGAUAAAAUGAAUAGAGAAUUGGAAAUAAAACUGCGUCAACAACGUGAACAUUUACAGAAUCAAAUGAAGGAGAAGGAAGACAAGUUACGACUAGUAAAACAAAUUUUAGUCAACGACAACAUUCAUCCUGCGAUAGCAGGAGUAACUUUGAAGGAACAAGUUCCAGAAUUAACAAUGAGAGUAGUCAAUCCAGAUAAAAGUGCUAGAAUAUCACGAAAGGAUAAAAUACCAAUUUCAAAUCCGAGGUAUAGACGCUCACAAAGUGCAGACAGAUGGAUCGAUCAUAGACCUCAGACUCUUGUGCCGAUCGGGACUGUACUGCAACCACUGAUGCAAAGACGGCGUAGUAUAAAGCAACUUACUUCCCCAAAAGAGAUUAUGGAUGGCGCAUCUAGAUAUUGCCUUGUAGCACAAGAGCAUGAUACAGAUGGAGAACUUGAGACGAAAUUAUACAAGGGUGAUAUAUUGCCAACAAGUGGUGGUGGAGCACAAGUGGUAUUUAACGAUAUGGAGUGUUUAAAACAAUCAUCGCCAAAGGCGAGAAAACGUACGGGACCUCGAGAAGAGGAAAUGGACCAAGUAGAUAGUGUUUCUACAUUGACAGAAACAAAAAGACCACGUAACUGAAUUGAUUAGCCUCUGUAACUGAAUGUUUCGCUCAAUUUACUCAAGAGCAAGGUAAAAAAAAAUUAUCCGACGUAUUUUUCUUUACAUUAUUACAACAUUUGUAUAAAAAGACAAAUGUGACCGAGACGUGUGAUAUAUUUUGCGACGCGAGCGCGCGCACGCGCACGCGCACACACACACAGUGUUCAUUAAUUGUUGUAUACACUUUUAACCAUAAGAGUGCGCUUUAACUAUGACUUAUCGACUGCACUCCAUGUAAUUUAUAUGGAGUGAAGUCAUAAGUCAUGUACCUCUUAUGGUAAAAGGUGUAUAUAACCAUUAAUGAACACCCUAUGUAUGUGUAUGUGUGUGCAUGCGUGUGUGUAUAUUUUGAGUAGUGCAGCGAAAUUAUUUGAUAACUUUGCAGGAUCGAUCUGGCCGUUUGCCCGCAAGAUGGGCAAAUUUUUUUAGAAAUGGUUCAACUUUUUUUUGUUAUUUUUCGCGCCGCACGGCAAGCUUUGUCUCUCGUAGUCCAAUCAGUUGAUUAUUAAAAGAGGUUAAAGAUUUUUAGAUGAAUACAAUAUUUUAACAAAAAGUUUUCUAUUAUACCGACUUUUUGCUGCACUUCCGUUAGUUACAUCCAUCUAUCAAAUGAUUUAUUUCUUCUUGUGAUCUAACGAAAGAUAUUUAUGUAAUCUUUAUAUUGCAAUGAAUUUUAUUAUUUUUAUAAGAUCCAAGAUAAGCAACAUUUGUAAAUCUAAUAUUUGUAUGAGAUGAUUAUUACGGUGAUAGAAACGUACGAUAAUCUAUGAAUAUUAAUAUACACAUAUGUAUGUUGCUAUUGUCUCGUUAAUUAUACGGAAUACUAAAAGUUUCGAUGUAAGUAUAAAAAUAUACAAGGUGAUUCAGAACGACCCAUGUGUCCC
This is a messenger RNA of Solenopsis invicta (red fire ant), 3620 nucleotides long. RefSeq names its product kinesin-like protein KIF23. Lineage: Eukaryota; Metazoa; Arthropoda; Insecta; Hymenoptera; Formicidae. Gene Ontology annotation, biological process: microtubule-based movement. Gene Ontology annotation, cellular component: nucleus; microtubule; kinesin complex. Gene Ontology annotation, molecular function: microtubule binding; ATP hydrolysis activity; microtubule motor activity. The transcript has 14 exons. The record is from RefSeq and is a predicted model, not a curated record. The coding region runs from base 181 to 2715 and encodes 844 amino acids.